This is a messenger RNA of Serpula lacrymans var. lacrymans S7.9, 965 nucleotides long. RefSeq lists its product as uncharacterized. NCBI's taxonomy places the organism in Eukaryota, Fungi, Basidiomycota, Agaricomycetes, Boletales, Serpulaceae. Bases 230 to 844 code for a protein of 204 amino acids. The record is from RefSeq and is a predicted model, not a curated record. The transcript has 5 exons.
GACUCACUAAUGAGUGCUUCCCUGCCUUCCCUGUCUUCCUGCUUAGAAUGCUAUCACAGCCAGCGGGUCUACAGUGGGAGUUCGCGAUAACGCAUCGUUCGUUACAAUUGGUUCACUAUUGUUCAGCAUCCUGUCAGCAUCCUCGUUUCUAACGCAACGUUUCAAACACGCUUCUAUAAAACCCACCUUGUCAAGUCCCAUAACAUUGAUCAUCAUUACAACGAGCUUGAUGGCAGCGUUUUUCUAUGGAACGUUGUUGCAUCCGGAAAUUCUGAAACGGGUCAUCGGGAAUGAUGGCUCCCACCUAAACGUUUGUGCUGCUUUGUUGCCAGAGUAUACUCGACAUCAAGUCAAAUUGGCUGACUACCCGGGCAUUGUCCCAUAUUCGAGGAGUAAGACUAUGUUUGAUCAUGAACUCGACCUCGAGGAACGAUCAGUACGCGGGUCGCUGGUUACUGGUCUCACAGCGGCAGAUAUGAAGCUGCUAGAUAUCUUUGAGGGCGACGAAUACAUUAGAGAUUCGGUGCUUGUCCACCCUCUAACCCCACUUGUCAGCCUUGACGUCUCCGGUUCCGGUGUGGACCUGGUUCCCUCCACACCCCCUCCUGUCCCUGACCCAGCCGAUCUGGCUGAACCCAUCAAAGCGGCGACAUAUGUAUGGUGCAAGCCCUUAUCUGAGCUUCGUGCCCAGUUGUGGUCCUUUGAGGAAUUUGUCAAGUAUAACGCAUGGAAAUGGGUUGGUAAGGGGGCUGAGAGCAACAAAGACUAUGUCGAGAUAGAUAGGAGGCUGCAGAUGGAAGGUAUCAUCACCAGUAGAGGAGAAGCCAACGGAAACGAGGAAUGAUAGCCUCACCAAUCAUAUCAUUCCACUGGCAGAAUAUUUUUGCGAAUAUUACAGCAUUGAUACCUAUCUUCCAUCCAUCGGUGUCGAGGGUAAUAUAUUCACUCUCGAUUUACGUAUAUUU